AUGCCACAAGGAACCGGAACGCUUACCAGUGACAAAGGGCGAGUCCUCGGCCAAUUCGAAGUCGAGGGAUCCCAGUACAUCUUCGUGGGAACCUUGACUGGCUUCGGGCAGUCAUUUUCGAUCCCCAAUGCCGACGUUGCCUAUGACUCAGUCGAACAGUUGAAUAAACAGUCAGAAGAUUUCGAAGAAGUGCCUAUCGAGAAAGACCAGAUUAUGUUAAGGCUCAAAAAUGGAGUUGCAAUCACCGGCGGGUUCGAUAUGCCGUUCAGCGAUGGCGAGGUGAAGAAAGGGACCAAUGUUGGUGGAGGUGAACCCCCUUACGGAGGUCACCCUCAGCAAGGGCCACCUGGAGGCCCGCCCCAGGGCUACGGGCAUCCAGCACAGCCUUACGGUGCUCCGCAGGGCCAAUAUCCCCCGCAAGGACAAUACCCUCCUCAGCAGGGUCAAUAUCCCCCUCAACAGGGCCACUAUCCUCCUCAGCAAGGGCAUUACGGUGCUCCCCCACCGCAAGGUCACUACGGCGCCCCUCCUCAACCGCCCGCCGGAUACCACGCGCCAUCCCCGCAGCCUCCGUAUGGCCAUGCCCCUCCAAACCAGCCUCCUCCCGGCGCGCACGGAUUCCCGCCUCAGGGUCAAGCACCUGGAGGUUACGGGCCGCCCGGUGGUCUCCCUCCCCAGGGAAUCCCUUCUAGACCUUCGCUAGGUUACAUCCCAGGCACAUUGGCACCAGGCGACUUCCGCCCUCAGGCGGAUGCGCUGCGCAAAGCAAUGAAGGGAUUCGGAACGGACGAAAAGACACUGAUCGCGGUUCUCGCGCCCCUCGAUCCGCUGCAGGUCGCCGCCGUCCGCGACACCUUCUCGAAAAACCUCGGUCGCGAUUUGGUCAAAGACGUCAAGUCCGAGACAAGUGGGUACUUCGAGCAAGGUCUUAUUUCCGUGAUCAACGGCCCCCUCCUGCACGAUGUCGAGAGCGUGAAUUCCGCGAUCGACGGUGCUGGCACGAAGGAGUGGCUCCUCAAUGAUAUCCUCCUCGGUCGGUCCAACGCCGACCUGAACGCUAUCCGGACCGCCUACGAGAUUCGCUACGGGCGCUCGCUGUCAAGAGACGUCGAGUCUGAUCUUUCAUUCGGAACUUCCGACCUCUUUGCCACUGCUCUCCGGGCGGCGCGUCAUGAGGAGUCAGCGCCUAUCAACCCACAGACUAUUGAGGCCGACGUCCGCUGUCUGCAGGGACCUAAGAAUGUCAAGGAAGUGUGCGCGAUCUUCGCCCGGUCCUCUGAUGCCGAGAUCCGUGCUAUCAACCAGACUUUCGAAUCCCGCUACCACACCUCUCUGGAAAAGCACAUUAAGAAGGAGUUCUCGGGUCACAUGGAAGAUGCACUGCUUCACAUGCUCCGCACAGCUACAGAUCCUGCCAUGCGGGACGCGUUGCUACUUGAGGAUUGCAUGAGCGGCAUGGGAACUAAGGAUGAGCGUCUUGUUGUACGCGCUGUGCGAACUCACUGGGAUCGCAACCACAAGGAGACGGUGAAGCGGGCUUACUACCACAAGUUCGGCAAGCCCCUGGUGGAGCGUGUACGCGGCGAGACUUCUGGCGAUUACGGACGGUUGAUGGUUGCUCUUCUUGAGUAA
This is a messenger RNA of Penicillium brevicompactum, 1632 nucleotides long. Its product is annotated as Annexin type fungal XIV. The transcript has 2 exons. Gene Ontology annotation, cellular component: cytoplasm. Gene Ontology annotation, molecular function: calcium-dependent phospholipid binding; calcium ion binding. The coding region runs from base 1 to 1632 and encodes 543 amino acids. NCBI's taxonomy places the organism in Eukaryota, Fungi, Ascomycota, Eurotiomycetes, Eurotiales, Aspergillaceae. The record is from RefSeq and is a predicted model, not a curated record.